Messenger RNA from Cylicostephanus goldi, 246 nucleotides. Lineage: Eukaryota; Metazoa; Nematoda; Chromadorea; Rhabditida; Strongylidae. The record is from the annotation of a GenBank genome assembly.
AUGCGAAAGUCUUUUUUACAGAGUUUUCCCGUACAAAUCACUGGAAUUCAAUCGACUGGUCAACGCAUAAUCGUAACGGAUUCACAGGAAUCGGUGCACUUUGUUCGAUAUAGGAAAUCGGAGAAUCAGUUGGUUAUUUUUUGCGACGAUACGACUCCACGUUAUGUGACCACUUGCUGCGUUUUGGAUUACAAUACAGUGGCUGUUGGGGACAAAUUUGGGUCAAUCUCUAUCGUGAGUUUUUAA